AUGGCGAUUUUUGAAACCGUAAAGAGGUCAUCUAGCAUUAUACAAAACCACAAGGGGUCAUAUAUAUCGGGUGGUCUUGAUUAUCUUCUUGGAGCACUUGAAAGGCUACAUAUUCAGCCAGCCUUCAGUGCUCCUGUGAAGGAUAAAAUCCCAGAUCUUCAUUUGGAGUUGAGGUUCGUGAAACUGAUUUCUUUGUGCUUCAGAAAGUACGAGGAAUCAGCUGAUGAGGACAUCAUGAUGCAGUCUAUCAUGAUGAAGAUUCAAGCUGUACUGGAAACUGAAAUCGAAGAUGUGGAGAUUCUGACUUGUACCUUGCUUGAAAAAAUUGAGAAUUUGAAGCCAGAGGUGAAAGAUAUCUGUGAUGUUUUGUGGGAUUCUUCGUUGGGAUUUAUGGCUGGUGGCACGAGUGAUGAGAUUAUGGAAUUUAUUGACUUGAUUUUGUGGAAUAUGAGGGAUCUUCUGAACUGGAAAGCUGAUCAUAUUGCUGCUUCUGUGAAGAAGCAUAUCAAGGCUGACCUGGAGGUGCUGUGUUUUAUAGGGAAUGUUGUCAACUUCACUGCAAAAAGAUGCACCAAUCAACAGAAACUGGAAGUAUUUUGGACUUGUACGCAAUUCAUAGUGGUCAAAGAAGCAUGUUUGUCAGUCAUGUACUGGAUUGAUGCAAAUGAUGAAAAUCUGGCAACUAAGUCGGAUGAUAAGACUUACGAUCCAAAGGUCAUAGAGAUGUUUGUUGGGGUCCUGACAGCAUCAAAAUCAUCCCAAUAUGAAAAACUUAUGCUUAGUGAAAUUGUCACAAGCCUUGUUGAUUUGCUCCAAGAAGAUCUACUGUCCCCCAUGAAGGCUCACAUUGCAAUCCUUUGCGAGGGGUUGGUAUUCUUGAUAGCAUUCCUUGUGAAUCCACCAGAAAACUUUGAAAUAGAAGCUGGAAAUGCACUUUUGGCAGAAAUUGACGCUGUCAUUAAACAGGUGAUAUCUUUUAUUUGUUCCCUUUACACUGAUGAAAACAAAGAAGAUAUUUCCUCAGAGGAGAAAGUUUGCCUUUCUAGUUUGAAAGAAAAGAUUGAGAUGGUCAAGGCAGAGGUUAGGGAGUUUGUCCAGAUUACAAGUUUGUCAGAGUCUGGUUUCCCUACAACUAAUGGAGUUGGAUUUAUUGAUUUCCUUUUGGAACAUCUAAAGAAAAUGUUGAAAUGCAAGGCCAGCAGUAUUACUUUUGCACAGGACAAAGUUGAGAGAAUCCUGGAGGAGCUACAGUCCUUAAGGCAUAUCAUCAAGGAUAUCAUGGAGCUGCAAAAUGAGCACAAAGAAACAGAAGAUCUAUGCAAAAAAAUUAUGAAUGUGGCAUACAAAGCAGAACAUGCUGUCAACUCAUGUUUAGUUUCGGAAAAUCCUAUCUGGUAUGACAUGGUAUGCCUUUCCCAUAUCAUAGAAGAAAUAGAAGUGAUUAAGCCUGAGAUCCAGGCGAUCACUGAUCAGCAAAUGUACAAGGCCAGGUUGCCAGGUUUUCAAAAUGAUUCUACUCUUAUCCUUCCUGGAGAGGCUAAUACCUCAAGAAGCGAGGAAGUUGUUGUCGGUUUCAAGGAUGAGUCAGAAGCAAUAAUUGAUCGACUUAUAAGAGGAUCAAAACAUCUUGAUAUCGUCUCAAUUGUUGGCAUGCCAGGUCAAGGUAAGACAACUUUAGCAAAAAAAGUCUAUAAUGAUCCAUCUGUCAAAUAUUACUUCAAUAGAUGUGCUUGGUGUUUUGUUUCCCAAAUGUAUAACACUAAAGAGCUAUUGCUUGACAUCUUAAGCGAUCUUAAUGGUCUUGAUGUCCGAGUCUCUAAACCAACAGCAAGAGAAGAAGAUCUAGCUGAGUGGCUCUGGAAAUGUUUAAAGGGACGAAGAUUCCUCAUUGUUAUGGAUGAUAUUUGGGACAUUGGAGCUUGGGAUAGCAUAAAAAGAUCACUUCCGGAUGAUGACAAUGGAAGCAGAGUUAUGUUCACUAGUCGAAUUCGUAACUUGGUUCUGCAAGCUAAACCAAAUAGUAGUCCUUGUCCUCUUUCUCCACUCUCCGAUGAAGAAAGCUGGGAGCUAUUACAAGAGAAGCUAUUCAAUAACAAUGGCUGCCCCUCGGAUUUAUUAGAGGUCGGACAGAAGAUUGCAAAGAACUGCAAAGGCCUACCUCUAGCUGUUGUUUUGGUUGCAGGUAUCCUUGCAAGAGAAAAUAACGAUCUUGAAUGGUGGAACCAAGUCCAAGAAAGUAUGGGUUCACACAUUGCUAGUGAAGGUUGCAUGGACAUGCUGGAAUUAAGCUACAAACAUUUACCGCAUCGUUUAAAACCAUGCUUUCUUUAUUUUGGAGUUUUUCCGGAGGCUAAAAUCAUUAGAGUUCAGAAAUUGAUGAAGCUGUGGAUCGCGGAAGGAUUCAUAAAAAGCGAUGAGGUAAAGAGCUCAAAUGAUGUGGCAGGGGAGUACUUGAUGGACCUAAUUGAUCGAAGCCUAGUAACUACUGCAGCUACAAGUUCCAAAGGAGAAGUAAAAGCUUGUCGUAUUCAUGAUCUACUUCACGAUUUCUGCUUGGCAAAAGCUAAAGAAGAAAAUUUUUUUCAGUGGGUACAUGGACAUGAUGUUUCCUAUCAUUCUCCGAUUCCCAAAGUUUAUGAUGAAUAUCGCUUGUGCAUCAGUAGUGAAUGGGAACAAUUCAUUCAUUCAAGACCUGCAGGUCCUGGUGUCCACUCUUUACUGGUGUCUGGUAUUCAUGUAGAAAGGUGCCAGCAUUCAAAGAUGACAUCCUUUUUCUUGGGUUUUAAAUUUCUUUACGUGUUGGAUUUGGAGUGCAUAUAUGUUGAUGAUUUUUUCCCUGAAGAAAUAAUAUUGAUGAUUCAUUUGAGAUACUUAGCAAUAUGGUGUUGCACCAACUAUAUUCCAUCAUCAAUUGAAACAUUAUGGAACCUGGAAACUUUGAUUGUUAAAGGUGCAAGGAUCUAUAGCAUUCCUCUGCCAGAUACCAUUUGGGAGAUGAAAAGUUUAAGGCAUGUAGAUAUUCCUACUAUGUCUUUCAGAGACUAUGAGAAUGAUGAGUCCUGUCAAUUGCAGAAUGUAGAGACUUUUGCAACACCAACUCUUACUUCAGGGAAAGACACAGAGGAGCUACUGAGAAGACUACCAAGACUUAGAAAGCUUAAGUGCAACUUUUUUGAAAUACAAUUGGAUUCUGAAGAUCCCAUUGGGUUUCCUGCAUUGGGCUGUUUAAGUCAACUAGAGUCCCUAAAUGUUUAUAACUGUGGGGAUAUGCUUAUUGGUGAAAAUGAUGACCAGUUUCCAUCUUUUAGUUUUCCAAACACUCUUCGAAAGCUGGCUCUACAAAACUUUUGCCUUACAAGGGAUGCAAUAUCAGCAAUAGGGCAGCUACCAAAUCUUGAGGUUCUCAAACUACGGAAAUCUGCCUUUUUGGACCUAAAAUGGGAUAUGGAAGAUGGGGAAUUCAUAAAGCUCAAGUUCUUACAAUUAUCGGAAGUGCAGAUUGAAAGGUGGAAUGCCUGCAGUGAGCCCUUUCCCAGCCUACAACGACUUGUUCUGAUAAAUUGUAAAGGCCUUGAGGAGAUUCCAUCGAGUUUUGGAGACAUACCUACCUUGAAGAUAAUGCGGGUGUACUGGUGCCACAAGGCCACUAGUUCAGCCCAGCAAAUUUUUGAAGAACAACAGGAUAUGGGAAAUGAUGGCUUUGAAGUUUUUGUCUUAGAUGACUAG
This is a messenger RNA of Coffea eugenioides, 3726 nucleotides long. Its product is annotated as putative late blight resistance protein homolog R1A-3. The transcript is spliced from 2 exons. The coding region runs from base 1 to 3726 and encodes 1241 amino acids. NCBI's taxonomy places the organism in Eukaryota, Viridiplantae, Streptophyta, Magnoliopsida, Gentianales, Rubiaceae. Gene Ontology annotation, biological process: defense response to other organism. The record is from RefSeq and is a predicted model, not a curated record. Gene Ontology annotation, molecular function: ADP binding.